CUCGUGGUCAGAGAUCAGGACAGGAUCGUCGGGAAGGACGGACGGGGGGAAAGAUGGAGCCCAUGCCCACAGCGGGCUCCGGGGAGCCCAAGGAGAGGAGGAAGAUCCAGUUCUCGGUACCGGCGCCUAUGCCCAGCCAGCUGGACCCGAGGCAGGUGGAGAUGAUCCGUCGCAGAAGGCCAACCCCGGCCACCCUCUUCAGAGUUUCAGACAAUCCGUCCCCAGAGGAAGAACAUAUCUCUCAUCAGUGGGUCGUAGGAGAGAAUGGAAUCCUGAAACCCAAGCGCUCCAACCCCUGCGUGUACCACCCCCCUUCGCUGAGAGCGGUGCAGCGGAUGGCUCAGGCUCACAUGCAGGCGUUGGGCGCGUCCCCCCCGCUGGAGGACCCCCCCGAGGGGGUGGAGAGCGAGGACGGCCCCCCUGAGGCAGAGAUGUGUGAGGACAGUCCCUGCACCCCCGCAGAGAGCCCGGAGGAAACAAAAUCUGAUCCGGAGAGCGGAGCCUUCGAUGAGCAACAGGACCCACUCCUGACAGGGUCAGAGGUCACCACAGAGGAAGAGGCCGUCCCCCAGACCCCAGAACCUCUUGGCAAACCAAGUGCGGAGAGAGAAGGAGAGGAGAGUGAAGAGAGAGCGAGAGGGGAGUGACAGAGAGACAGACAAGGAGGGGGAAAGGGGGAGGAAUCAGAGAGACAGGAAGAACUGAGAAAGAGGAUGCUGCGAGAUUGGAGCAGAAUGAACAGAGGUGGGAGGGAAUGUGGGUGUAAGAGACCGAAUUGCCCUGUGGAUAGGAAGUGACUUCCCUUACAGUGAGCAGUUUGUGGAGGUGGCCUAGUCUGCUCCUGUCUGUCUGCUUGUCAGCCACUACACACGGAUAGACGUUUCACUUUUGGUGACCUCUCCCAAUGUGCCGAAAAUAAGAUGGUGCACAGGGGCAGGGAGGCAUGUUCAUCCAAACAGGUGUUCCCAUUAUAGAGAGGCCCAUUCAAACCAUAGCUUCUUUCUGUAUUCAAACCAUAGCUUCUUUCUGUAAAACAUCAAACUGGUACAAUGGGUCCUAACUAUGAAGAAGGCUUUUUAUAUAUAAGUAGAUGGACAGAUAAAUCCCAGCUCUAUGGAAAUGAGAGGUAUGUUUGCAACACAUCACCAAUAACAAAAUGGUGCAGCUGCACGUAAGGGAAGGCUGACACACCAUAGGUACAGGAAUGGUAGGGACAGCGCCACUCAAUUUGGAGGUGCUCAUUUUCAUAUGGCAGAACCUCCUGCAUCUAUUCUGUAUAAUACAACAUGCCCACAACUCCAGCAACUUUGUGCUGGCUCACGCGUGUGCAGAAUCCCACACAGCCAGCUAACAGUGAAGCCUGUGGUCACGCAAACAGCUGACAGCACUGCGGAUGGAGGUAACGUUGGCUGAGCUGCACCACGAUGCUGGAGACUGUGCAGCGAGCACCUGAGCUUGUGUUUCUCUCUAGUUCAGCACUGAGCGCCAGUCAGUCAGGCACUCUCCUGCAGUGACACGCUACAGCACUGGGAAGACAACACACAGCAAGUCCUUCCUGCUCUGCUUCACACUCACCCCACAAACAUAUACAGAUCGCAUUCAUACCAUUCCCUUUUCUGUCAUGUCCCUGCUGGCAUUGAUACCGUGUGUCUGGUCUCCGUGUGUCCAGAUUCGGCCGGGUGCCUGGUUCCCUCAAGACGCUGCAGCUCCCUGUAGUUUAGCAAACACAGGGCCUGGAGGAGGGAGACUGCAGCUUAGUGCACACCAGUUCUGUCUUUCCCAAUUGAGAAAAACUAAAAUCAGUUUAAAUAGAUCUCGUUAAAUCAAUUUCUUUCAGAAUUCCCAUUAAAAUGGGAUCUUGUAUGGCAGGACUUUUCAACUCCACACCCUUACAGUCCACUUUAUUGCCUCCUGAUAAUCCUACGCUUAGUACCUAUGGAAUGAGUGGGAAGCAGCUGACUUGGUUAUAGUUCAGACAUUAGGUUGUUCCCCUCCUUUGCAAACAUUGUUUUGCAAGGAAGAGAAUGCUUUAUGUAUGUGGCCCACAGCCCUGUGUUCAUGAGGCUCAGACCUGUGCGCCACAUCGACAUGCCUCCCCCUUGUGCAUUUCCUGUGCAAACGGUUUUGGAGACGUCUCUUCACUGCAGCAGUUGCUGCCUGGAACAGAGAGCUGAUUCGGGAAGAGGAAAGUUGCGCGUGGGCAUCUGCUCAGAACAAAUCUGUGAGGUUCCGAAGCGAGGCAGCUGGCGAGCUAUCAGGGCCCAGCCGAAAAUGGCACAAACUGCUCCUUUAAAGGUGAAUGACUGUGGUUGCCCACAGGACAAGACCUUUUUUGAGCAUUUCCAUUUUUACUAUCAUUGUUGUUAUUAUUUGAAUUGUUGUACUAUUGUUUCUGUAACUACUUCUCUUUUUUAACCAUUAUUACUGUCAUUAUUAUAGUCGUAAGUAUGGCUGUCAUGGCUGAUGUAAUCCUCCUUUA
This is a messenger RNA of Lepisosteus oculatus (spotted gar), 2479 nucleotides long. It is a transcript of the gene ppp1r1b, whose product is annotated as protein phosphatase 1, regulatory (inhibitor) subunit 1B. Gene Ontology annotation, molecular function: protein phosphatase inhibitor activity. Lineage: Eukaryota; Metazoa; Chordata; Actinopteri; Semionotiformes; Lepisosteidae. Gene Ontology annotation, cellular component: cytoplasm. The record is from RefSeq and is a predicted model, not a curated record. Gene Ontology annotation, biological process: intracellular signal transduction.